Molecule: messenger RNA, 501 nt
Organism: Nannospalax galili (Upper Galilee mountains blind mole rat)
Lineage: Eukaryota; Metazoa; Chordata; Mammalia; Rodentia; Spalacidae
Product: interferon-induced very large GTPase 1-like
Exons: 1
Source: RefSeq, a predicted model, not a curated record
CUCAAGGAAGCCAUGAGUGCAGCUUUGGAUCCCGCCAUGAAGAAAGUGAAAGAGGACAGCUCAGGUAAGCCUACAGAGGACAUGAUUUGUGAAAUUGAGAAAAUUCUCACUGGGCAUCUCUGUGGCUGCUGGAAGCAAUGUCCCAUGUGCAAAGCAAUUUGUACCAACACAAUAUCUACACAUGAUGGAGACCACAAUGUGCCGUUCCACCGUCCUCAGGCUGUCAGUGGGUGGUUUUGGCGUGAAACAGAAGAGUUUUUCAUUGAAUGCUGCUCUACUUCUGUAGCAAGUGAUGGUAGAUUUGUUUUAGAAGAUGGCCAGAUAUUCCCAUUUAAGAACUACCGGCAGGCAGGAGGGGAUUAUGCCACAUGGAGCAUCACCCCAGAUUCAUCCACCCAGCCAUACUGGAAAUGGUUUAUCUGUCACUUCAGAUCAGAUCUGGAAAAAAAAUAUAAGAAAAAAUUUACAAAUAAAGGAACAAUCCCAGAUGCAUGGACCAAA